UGAUCCAAGCCACUUGCUGGUUGAAGUAUCCACUCCGGUAUUUCUGUGUAUCUCCUCAGUACAAAGGGCGGGUGUGUGCAGUCGAAACGGAAAAGUUUUUAGUCGCGCAAGGAAAAAGAAGACCGCUGCAGAAAUGAUUGCGUCUAGUUUCAGGGAUUGUCAGGCUUGGAGGGCAGAGGGUCUACCAUUGUCCACAUCCAGCAAUGAGGCCUGCAAAAUGUAUGAUGCUAUACUCACACAGUAUGUAACCUGGCGCAAUGAUGAGACCCUUGGAGGAGUCGAGGGAUGCAUCUCUGCAGUCAAGUCAGCUGACCCUGACUUUGUGAUGGGUCAUGUGAUCAGCACGGGGAUGGAGCUGGUGGGGACAGGGAGUUCGGUUCUUCUGAACGAGCGCCUGGCCAGUGCGGUGAAGAGGACUGUAGAGCUCGGCCAGAUCCAGCAGGACAUUACCACCAGGGAGAGGCUGCACGUCAGGGCCAUGGAGCACUUCUCCAAGGGGAGUUUCCCUAAGGCGUGUGAUGUUUGGGAGCAGAUCCUGGUGGAACACCCUACUGACCUGCUCGCCCUGAAGUUUGCCCACGACAGCUUCUUCUACCUGGGGGCCCAGACCCAGAUGAGAGACUCUGUGGCCCGGGUGCUGCCUCACUGGAAGCCCCACAUGCCUCUAUAUAGCUACCUAAAAGGCUUAUAUUCCUUUGGACUUCUGGAGACACAUUUUUAUGACCAGGCUGAGAAAAUCGCAAAAGAGGGCCUGGCUCUAACCCCGGAGGAUGCCUGGUGUGUCCACUCUAUAGCCCAUGUCCACGAGAUGAAGGCUGAGGUGGAAAAGGGCCUCAAGUUCAUGGAGAGCACAGAGAAAGACUGGGUGGGAUGUGACAUGCUAGCCUGUCACAACUACUGGCAUUGGGCCCUAUACUUCAUCGAAAAGGGCGAGUAUGAUGCAGCCCUGAACAUAUUUGACAGCCAGGUGUCUCGGCGCGGUAGGGCUUCAGGGGCCAUGCUGGACACUGUGGACGCCUGCUCUCUACUCUACAGACUGGAGAUGGAGGGUGUGUGCGUGAAGGACCGCUGGCGGGAGCUGCAGCAACUCACAGAGCCCCACACUGACGACCAUGUGCUGUUGUUCAACGACCUCCACUUCCUCAUGUCGUCGCUGGGAGCCAAGGAGUCCGGGGGAGCGGCCCAGUCCCAGCGCCUGCUGGAGGGCCUCCGCGAGCGGGCCAAUGUUCCAGAGGAGAACUACCAGCACCAGCUGGCUGGCAGCGUGGGGCUGCCCAUGUGUCAGGCCCUGCUGGAGUACGACCAGGGCAACUACAGCCGCGCCGUGGAGCUCCUGCUGCCCAUACGCUACCGCAUGAUGGAGAUAGGAGGCAGUGACGCGCAGAGAGACGUCUUUAAUCUGCUGCUGAUUCACGCAGCAAUGAAGUCAGGAGUGACUCAUCACCAGAAAUUGGCCAGAUGUCUGUUGGUGGAGCGUGAGGCAGCUAAGCCCAACUCUCCCCUCACUGACCGGCUGAUCCAGAGAGCCCGUGUCCUGCAUGCCUAGCCUGGGUAGCCUGGGCACAGAGGGCCUAAAGCUGGAUGUCACUGAGUCUGGACCAGGGGCUACUGCAGAUGUACCCUCCCCAAAUUGACUGGAUGUGUGGCUGAAGAAUGUGGCCUUUAUUCUUGAGGUACAUGGACCUAAUAGAAAUGAUCAUCUGUAUCCUCAACAUGGUCAAUAUCCAAUGAUGUUUUCUACAACUUCAACGUUUGUGAAAAUGUUAUGUUCAAUUGAAUGUUCUGUAACACAACAUUUACAGUAUGUCAAAUAGCACAUUAUAUUAGCAAACACACUUUGAAAUAAAUAUUACAUAAUUUUCACAAAAGAAUAUCCUCAUGUCAAUAUAAGUCAUAUUUAAAAUCAUGUAAACAUUAACACUUCCAAUGUCAGCCUUUAGUCAUCUCUGUCCAGCAUAUAAUAACACACUUCCAUACGGUCUAUACAGCACACCACUAAACCAGAUGCUCCGAAGGCUGUGUAAUGAAACCGUAGAUGGAUGUCCUUUGUUAACUGGAGUGGCCAGUAGUUCUUCUCUCUGUUCUCUCCUAGUUAUUCUGUUAUUUUCUGUGUCGGUCGGGCCAUCCUCUUCUCACAACACUGAGCUGAUCUCAUCCUGGAUCUGAGAGAUGAGGAUCUGGGAGAGCACAAUGCCUGCAAUCUGAUAGAGACAAGAACACACUCCGUCUGCGUCCCAAAUAGCAACCUAUUCCCUACACAGUGCACUAGUUUUGUCCCGAGCCCAGUAUGUGGAAUAGGGUCUCAUUUGGGUCGCAGGCUGGGUGCUAACUCACUCCCAACAACGCCACUCACUUACUGAAACCUACUAUGAGAAGCCGGUGUUCCCCACUCCACCUUUGUAUGUAGCCCUUGUGCAUGGGUUACCUGAGGCAGGGAGAGACCCAGAGCUAGAGCCCCCACCAAUAGCAGGUGGGACUCAAUCCACAGAACCGCCCUGUCUGCACAACCCACUGGAUAGAUGGACUUGGUGGCCUCCAGGUAGUUCUGAGUCUGGACCCCAAAGCCACACAUGGUGUUGAUCACAACCUGUACAGAGACAAAAUAACAUUAAGACUUCAUACAUAAGCAAUCAUGAUGCACUGUUGACUCAAAACAGAUAAUUACAUGUGGUUGAUUAUAAUUCAAUUAUAUCUAGUUAAAUGAA
Molecule: messenger RNA, 2705 nt
Organism: Salvelinus fontinalis (brook trout)
Lineage: Eukaryota; Metazoa; Chordata; Actinopteri; Salmoniformes; Salmonidae
Gene: ttc38
Product: tetratricopeptide repeat domain 38
Exons: 15
Coding region: 134-1546 (470 amino acids)
Molecular function (GO): protein binding
Source: RefSeq, a predicted model, not a curated record